Sphenostylis stenocarpa is the source of this 1992-nucleotide messenger RNA. The record is from the annotation of a GenBank genome assembly. NCBI's taxonomy places the organism in Eukaryota, Viridiplantae, Streptophyta, Magnoliopsida, Fabales, Fabaceae.
AUGGUGGAUGUGUACACUGUGAAGGUGGAGGAGGCAAGGCCAGAAACUGAUGAAAAACCAUCAGCAGGUCCUGUAUACAGGUGCAUUUAUGCCAGAGAUGGUUUGAUGGAUUUGCCUUCUCAUUUUCAAUCUCCAUGGGACUUCUUCAGUUUCGAUGGUUCCGUAUGCAGGGACACGACAACGAGGUGCCCCAGCAACCCUAUGCUGGGUCGGCGUCAAAGAACCGAUUUGAAGGUUGGUCUCUAUGAGUGGAUGACAUAUCAGGAGGCUUAUGAUGUUUCCAUCCGAAUGGGUUCCGCCAUGAGGAGCCGUGGUGUCAAUGCUGGAGACCGUUGUGGCAUAUAUGGGUCCAACUGCCCUGAAUGGAUACUUGCAAUGGAGGCUUGCAAUAGCUAUGCAGUAACAUAUGUCCCAUUAUAUGACACCCUGGGUCCCAAUGCUGUGGAGUUUAUCAUAAACCAUGCUGAAGUUUCGAUAGCGUUUGUACAGGAUAGCAGGAUUCCUUCUGUUUUGUCCUGCCUUGCUCGGUGUUCAAAUCUUAAAACUAUUGUGAGUUUUGGUAAUGUUUUAACUACCCAAAAGAAGGAAAUCGAGGAGCUUGGUGCAUCUUGUUUCUCCUGGGAAGAGUUUAUCCAGUUGGGAGAUAUGGAUUUAGAUCUACCACCGAAAAAGAAGACUGACAUCUGUACAAUCAUGUACACAAGUGGAACUACAGGCGAACCCAAAGGCGUCAUUAUUAAGAAUGAGGCUUUCAUGGCUCAAGUGUUAUCUAUUGACCAAAUACUUAAUUUAACAGACAAAAUGGGAACAGAAGACGAUGUAUACUUCUCUUUCCUUCCUCUUGCUCAUGUAUAUGACCAGAUAAUGGAGACCUAUUGCAUCUACAAGGGUUCUUCAAUUGGAUUUUGGCAAGGCGAUGUCAGGUUCUUAAUGGAAGAUGUUCAGGUGCUGAAACCAACUAUAUUUUGCGGUGUUCCUAGAAUUUAUGAUCGUGUUUAUGCUGGUAUCACUAGCAAAAUUUCAUCUGGAGGAGUACUGCAAAGUACAAUGUUUCAAUAUGCAUACAACUACAAGUUGGGAUACCUGGAGAAGGGUCUUCCUCAAGACAAAGCAGCACCUUUGUUUGAUAAGCUUGUGUUUGAUAAGAUAAAACAAGCAUUAGGUGGACGGGUUCGUCUCCUGUUAUCAGGAGCUGCUCCUUUGCCCAGGCACGUGGAGGAGUUUUUGAGGGUCACUUUUGGAGCUACUAUGUUGCAAGGAUAUGGUCUUACCGAAAGUUGUGGUGGGUGUUUCACUGCAAUUAGCAAUGUGUUUUCUAUGAUGGGAACAUUUGGAGUCCCUACGACAACCAUUGAGGCCAGGCUUGAAUCCGUGCCAGAGAUGGGAUAUGAUGCACUCUCCACUGAAGCCCGCGGAGAGAUUUGCCUGAGAGGGAGUACAUUGUUCUCUGGUUACCACAAGUGUCCAGAUCUUACUGAAGAAGUUCUGGUUGAUGGUUGGUUUCAUACAGGUGACAUUGGAGAAUGGCAGCCAAAUGGAGCCAUGAAAAUUAUUGACAGAAAAAAGAAUAUCUUUAAAUUGUCUCAAGGAGAAUAUGUUGCUGUGGAGAAUAUUGAAAACAAGUAUUUACAAUGCCCCCUUAUAACAUCGAUUUGGGUCUAUGGAAAUAGUUUUGAAUCUUUUUUGGUGGCAGUGGUGGCCCCUGAAAGAAAGGCCCUUGAGGAUUGGGCAGUGAAGCAUAAUUCUACAGAUGAUUUUAAUUCUUUAUAUAAAAAUCCUAAGGCAAGAAAAUACAUUUUGGAUGAGCUCAACAGCACUGGUCAGAAACACCAACUUAGAGGUUUUGAAAUGCUUAAAGCAGUUCACCUGGAACCAAUUCCCUUUGACAUGGAGAGAGAUCUAAUAACUCCAACAUUCAAGUUGAAGAGACCGCAAUUGCUCAAGCACUAUAAGGAUUGCAUUGAUCAACUAUACAAGGAAGCGAAGGCAUAG